UUUUUCGUAUAAUUCAUAGCUUUACAUACUGCCUGUAAUUCUUAAAUAUCACGAAUAAUAGUUGCACGUGUUUACGUAAUAUAUGUCCAACUAUUAAACUAUUAAACUAUUAAACUAUUAAACUAUUAAACUAUUAAACUAUUAAACUAUUAAAUUAUUAAACUAUUAAAGUAUUAAACUAUUAAAGUUCACAGAUGUUUUACCAGCGUUUUACCAAUUUUCAGUUAAAAAUAAAUAGCUGCUGAGAUAAAACAUAAAGCGUCAUAAAGAAAAUUUGGAAAGAAAGAGAAAGCAAUAUGCGUGCAUAGUAAACAAGGAACUGAGGUGUACGACGAUAGGUAGGUUAGUCCGUUCUCGUUCGUUCCAAAUGAUCCGAUUUCGGUCUGGCGUACAGUUACUAUCGAAGAAUAAAUAUGGCUACACUUUUCGAAAGCGCACUUCUUUCGAGCAGACCACACCGCAUCGAAGAACUGUACGAAGAACCGGCAAACACUUUUGGCAAAUGUGAUUGUACUAGCUAUAGCUACCUUGUCCUGAGCGUUGUUCUAUUCACCAUUGGUACAGCUAUCACUAUUUUCGCUUUGGGUGACGUUGCGGAUGGACACAUAGUUUUGAACCUUGGUGAUAUGUGGUUCAUCGGUCCAAUAUUCAUCUGUUCCGGACUCAUGGUGGCUGUCAAGUGCAUGCUUUAUCUUCGAAGAAAAUCCGUCAUACAAAUGAUCUUCCAUCAACGACAGUUGUUUAGGCAUUUACAGGAAUUGACCGACGCUCGUACUAUGGAUCGCGGUAUGGAUCAUGGUACGGAUCGUGGUAUGGAACUGCCAAUCGGUAGUUCAACAACAUCGAGUCCACCUUCGUACGAGGUAGUCGUCCGAGAACCUCCGAACGAAUUACCCCCACCGUCCUACGCAGAAGUUGUUGCCCUUUUACACAAGUCCCUUGGGAACGAUGCAAAAUCGAGUCGUGGAACGAUCUCUGAUGGAAAUGUUGUUGUAGCCGAAAAUAUCAGACAAAAACCAUGAAAAAAACCGAUGUCUUUUUCAAUCGAAAAACCCAGAAUCGCAAAAUAAUUAUACUAUAAAUAUAUACAUACAUACGUACAUAUAUACCUACCAUACAUAUAUGUAUGCAUGCAUGUAUGUAUAUAUGUAAAUAUUAUUAAAUAUACAUAUACAUAUAUAUAUAUCUAUAUUUAAUAAUGACAUGACUGACAGGGAGGAGAGAAGGUAGUAAGAUUAUUGUCGACGUUAUGUAUAAACCUUCAUCAAUUGUUUCAUCAAUUGUUUCAUUAAUUGUUUUUAUGUCGCAUGUUACUGAAACCAUUAAAAAGCACUGUGUGUUUUACAUAACCAGUUUAUUAUUACGGUCCGGUAUACAAGUACGUUGAUUACAAGAUGAGAAAUGCCUUUUAAACGGUUUCAUUGGACAGCGAGAAUACAAAAUGUACAUUAAUAAUAUUACUAGGAUUUUUCUGACACGCAUUUCUUUCGUAGAAAUGAUUUUAACGUAGAUUAUAGAAAGUGGACGAACUAAGUAAAAGAAGAAAAUUGAGGAAAACAUCGUCUAGUAAGGAUAGGAGGAAUAGGACGAGAAGAGAUGCAAUGUACCUGUUAGGAUUGAGCAACGGCCAACAUUUCUUCUUGAUGAAUCAGAUGGGUGGUAUGAUUAACAAGGCUCAUUAAUUUUGACAAUGAAGCAGCCCAAGCGUCUAAUAAAGCAGCUGGUUCUUGAGUUCCUGUGAAUCGUACCACGCCAGCCAAUCUAUCUGUACGGGCAUUUAUUACGCCAGUUUCCACUAAAUUGCAGAGACACGCCUCGGUCUCUUUAACCGGCAAAUCCAAUAACUCUGCCAUACGCGUUAACGUGAUUUUCGUGUAAUACUUUGCCAUGAUCCUAAUAUUCUGCAAGUCCGAUAGAAACGAAGUUUAAGGAAACUAACCGAUGUGAAAGUAUUUGAAAAAUUGCUGUGCUUACAUGUUCGACCACUCUUUUUCGGAGAUCAGUCCAUCGUUUACGACCUUCUUCGGUCGAAGAGGAAAAAACUACAGUUGCUCUGAGUUCUCUCUCAUAGAUUUCGCAAAGUCCUGACCAGUUUAUUAACUCUGGGUUUACAAACAGUCGUAACAGCUCUCUGGAAGAUAAAUUUCAUGGAAUUUCAUCUUUUGGAAAGGCAAAUUAUUAAUGUUGGAAAAUACAUAAUUUUCUAAGAAACUAAACAACUACUACUUGUACGUAGGUAUUUCGUCUAGAAGUUUAUCCGCCAGUAGUCUAUGAGUCAAGUCCGCCUGUUCCGGUUCGUGUGGAGCGAGUAUCAAGUAUAAAACAGCUCGUGCAAGUGCGAAAUGUCUCAUUUCAGGAUCAUCUCGGACGGCCGGUAUUUCCAAUAUCGCUCGAUUGUGUCUACAUAACUCUAAAUGCCACCCUUCGUGGCAGGCUAGUUCCAUCAUGAGACUGAAAUGUCGAGAAAGAACUCGUACAACUCGUUAACAAUGAAUGUAAUAAUUA
Molecule: messenger RNA, 2505 nt
Organism: Nomia melanderi (Alkali bee)
Lineage: Eukaryota; Metazoa; Arthropoda; Insecta; Hymenoptera; Halictidae
Source: RefSeq, a predicted model, not a curated record